Molecule: messenger RNA, 978 nt
Organism: Pisolithus orientalis
Lineage: Eukaryota; Fungi; Basidiomycota; Agaricomycetes; Boletales; Pisolithaceae
Exons: 7
Coding region: 1-978 (325 amino acids)
Source: RefSeq, a predicted model, not a curated record
AUGUUGUUUGUAAUUCAAGACUUCUGCCUCAAGAAGGGUGAUUUAACCCACUUCGAGCCACUCAAUGUGUUAUGGCCAACAUCUCCUUGGUACAUCCUGGUAGUCAAUAUUCAAGAGCAUCCUCACUGGGGUGAACUAAGACCUGAACCAGUCUGUGCAAGCCAGUGGUGCAAUAGUUUUGCACCAGCUGCUUGCCUACCAGGCGAUGUGCUCCUUCUCAUAUUUGAGCUUGGAUUGGAAAACAGAGACACCUACAUGCUCAGGAGCUUGAGCCAGGCUCUAAAUCUUGUCAACAGUGCAAUGUGGGUCACCAAAAUCCUUAGAUGUUCUCAAGCUGUACCCCUAGACAUCCACUUCAACACAGCAGAAGACAAUACUGGCUAUGCAAUUCCCAAUCUCACCACAAUACUAGCCAACUACUUCGAGAGAUGUGCAAACCUCCACAUCAAGGGAUAUGGGGAUGACAUAGAGGAAGUUUUGGGCACUGCCAUUAUGGCCACUGGUACUGUCUAUCAGUUACUUUCUGUUCUAGCAUUACUUCCAGGCUUGGAGGACCUUUGGUUACAGGAUUCUUUUGUCAAUGGAGAAACAGAUCAGGACACAUGUGUUUGCACAGCUUCUGGGUGCACUCAGACUUCCAUUACUUGUGAGGUUGGAUGUGUUGGAGUAGUAAUCUGCACUAAUCCUACAAGUGCCAUUGAGUACCCAAGGCCAGAAUGCAUUAGCACCAGAUUAUGGGAGGGUGUUGGAGUAGUAAUCUGCAACAGGAUGCAGUUGUUGAUGCUGGCCAGCACAUCUGUGACCUUCAAAGAUUGGGUCUGUCCUCUGGCCAUUCCCGACACUCACCUCACUGACCUGAUUGGGAGUAUUCCCACUGUUGUAGCAGUGCAAAGGGUGGAAGACUUUUGGGUGUCCCUUCCUGUGGGCAUCAAGGAAUGCCUCACAGAUCCCAAUACUUGGAGUCACUUCUUCUGCUGA